Molecule: messenger RNA, 9699 nt
Organism: Amoebophrya sp. A25
Lineage: Eukaryota; Dinophyceae; Syndiniales; Amoebophryaceae
Source: the annotation of a GenBank genome assembly
GGUAACCGCGAUGCCGCAUCCAUGCGACGUCCCGGGAAGCGGCGGCGAAAGCGACCAACUGGACGACUCCUCACUGGGGCUGUAGGCCUAGCGCAUUAUAUUACCACGACUGCGUAUGCAGAAAGCACCAGCACCAGUACUGCAAGUGUCUACUUUGGUAGCAGUUCCCGAGCACCGCAGCGCGCGUCUUGGCACAACUGUGGUCGUGGGCCAACCUGCUUCUUUCGCGAUGUUUGUUUCCCGAUUCAGAAAACCUGUGAAAACAGCUACAAGCAUAACUGUGCCGAGAUUGAAAACAGCCGACAACAAGCAGUGGCGCAAAGUAGUCCUUCCUCUGGGUCUUCCCACAUGAAGUCCUUGAUAGAGUCUCGCGCUGCGCAAUCUUUGGACCCGUUUCGACGAAAGUUUCUCCUUUUCAAGCAUCCAGACGUGGUCUUGACAGUGAUAGACCGGUACAAUUUGGAGAACCUAUUCGUGGAGCCGCAUAGCAGUGACUCGGAGCACCUGCGUAGAGCACGCACGAACAACGUGCCGGACAUGGUGCCUAGCGACGCACAUGUCCACGUGGAUCUGGAAAAAAUGAGAUGGAAACACGGAGGUCAGCAGACAAGAGAUACCAGAAGUACAACUUCUACAACUAGCAAAAAUAAGUGCUCAAGUACAACUACUCCAACUUCCUCUUCAAUCCGGAACAAGAAAGAGUUCGUUUUUGUCCUCUUUCGUCCUUCAUUGCUGGCACGAAAGAAGCCCUUUGGCAACAUGCUUUUGGACGACUUGGGAACGGUUUUCAUGACCCUGAAGUUUUUCUCAUUGGAGGAGAAGGUGAGCGAUCCAGAUGGGAAAUUUCAUUAUGGAAAAAUGCCACUGAAAUUACAGCGUAUGAAUUAUUAAGUGUAAAGUAGAUUUUGGUCCCCUACACACCAUCUUUUUCUUUUAAUUCGCACUCGUGCUGCUGGUCGAUUCCGCCUUAGACGAGGAAGAACUAGGGAUCCUCGAGUUCGCGGUUCCAAGGAAGUAUAUCUGGACACGGUUGACGGAGGAUAGAAGUGAUUUCCGAUCUUGGGGGGAUGUCAUAGCUGAGAAAAAACGUUCCGGUCUCCUCGAUGAAGGAGCUUCAUCAAGCGACGCAGGAGCACCUUCAGACGAGUCUUGUGACUCGGAGUCGCCUUUUGAACUAGUAUCUCGUGGAAGCGGCAGCGAGUCUGACAAUCUGAUCUGCGUGAAGAAUUUCGUGACCGGGUUUGCGGCAGGCGGCUACGCAAACAGUGACGAGAUUCAUAAUCAUUUGUCGACGCCUGCUUACAAAGUUAUGCUUAUGAAGCUUUUUCACAAUACGUCGCAACAUCAAAUUGACAGACUGCUUUGGUUUUCCUGAAGUAAUGACACACUUUUUGGAAGCUGCAGUCGAAUAGUACAAGCAAAGAACCAUCAUUUAUCUAACAGCAAGGUCGCCAACGAUGCUAUAGGAAUGGCGCUGUCUCUGGGGCUAGACCGUGGUGGCACCAGUGUCCCAGACUUGCUUGGUUUCCGGCGAUUUCUCUAUCGCAUGGGUGAGAAGAAUGCAGAGAACGCAAGUGCACUAUCCCCCAAGACGACCGAAGGAGCAGAGGCCGUGACGAAAGUUCUAGUGUCACUUCCUUGCUGUCCUGAACAGUAUCUGAAAGAAGGAAGUGAUAGUGGGACUUUGUCUUCUUCUACAGACGGUAGCAAAGCAGAUCAGACGUGGCAGCGUGUGAUAACACAACUGGUGCCUGAAGCGGACGCGCAUUACCAUAGUCUCGUGAUUGGGGAACCGAUGACAGCGACUAGAUACGUGCUGGAUGACCCGCACGCUUCGCAUCCAGGAAACGCACCUCGCUGUCCACGCAUGUCCAUGUCGACGUCGUCGUUGCAACAAGGCAUUCGCGCUCUAGUAUUAAGGGUUGGAAGUUGGCCUAUCAUCUAAGAGCAUCUCUAUGGCUUCUUCAAGUAGGAAAGCCAUAGAUAUGCGAGCUAGAGAUGCCAACUCUCAACCUCUAAUAGUAGCAGGAAUCAACGCGAAGAAGAAAUUGCUGGAAGUGGAAUUCGUCAGCGGAUGCCACUUCUUGCCGAAAUACUUUCAACUUCUCAAGGCUUUGAAGAGCGGUCAAGGGAACAACACUAGCAGCUUUGCUUCUACAAUUUUGAAGACGAUGCUGGAUGUAGACGUAUUGAUCUCCUUUGCGGGCUUCGACGCCUUCGAGCAUGAUGCUUUUGUCACGCAGGCGGUUCUAUUACCGAAACUGGGAACCAUACUCGCGCCUUACCGGUCAGUGGAGACCAAGCACAAACACAACGUAGACGAAGCGAGUUUCGAACUCUUCAAUAUGGAAAGCCUUUAUCCUCGCCACACGCGCGUUUUGCCUGGACACUCCGGCGCACUAUUCCAACUACGCCGAUUGUUGCGGCAUCGACCAUAUUUGAACGUGCAGGAAUGGCCGAUGUAUGCGGCAGAGGUCGUUGGAGGGAAGAGCACCAAACAAGAACAACCUUUUCUCCCUGACAACGUCAAGGUCAGGUUCAGUUACAACAUCACAGCUCAUAGGAAAUUCUUACGCCGGAGCUUACUACGUUAUACAGGACAGAUGCUGGAAAGAGCAUCUACUUCUAGUAGUGCGGAAACGACUACAUCUAAAGAGGAAGACGUAGUACUUCUUUCAGCCGAUGAACUGCUAUCGAAGAAACGACAACAAGAAUUGAAAUCUGUGAUCCAGGAAAUGGAGACAACAUCGAAGAAUCCUACUCAUUCCGUGGCUUACACCUUCUGCGACAAGCGUGAAGACCGCAUCAACGUAGGCGAAUACUGCCAAGUACAAAUCUGGUCUUCAGGGGGCUGUUCAAACCUGCCACUGGGCUAUGGAGGACCGCAGGAUUUCUAUAAAUGGUACUUGACAACAUGUUCUUGAUAUACUUCGUGGUUCGUUGUAGUCGUCCGCUAUGUAUUGGCUCCACGCAGCAUGUAGCAAAUACGCUCUGCAGGGUGUACGUAGGAUCUACCGCAACGAAGGUUCCAUUGCAGGCAGCUGCCGCCAGAUGGGCCCGCUGCACUGGGCAUAGAUUAGCAACUAGACAGAUAAGACCUACAAACGAACAAGGCGCCUUAGUCAGCAAGAAUACCAAAUCGGCAACUUCUUGGUUUCAGGAAUCAUUGAAUUAUCUCAUCCCAGAUCGUCGCAAUUUCAGGUACUACCAGCAAUCUUGGUCCACCUUCACCGCUGACACUCGCGAAUGGACUACGAGCUCAGAGUUGAGGCAUUGGCGGGUUUGCUAUGGCCUGAGCCUGGAUCCGCAUAUCAUCGCGCGUCAGCGCAUGCUGGAAGCUGAGGCGAACAGGAGACGUGCGGGACUUGAGGCCUUGGCAAGCAAUAGAAGUAGCCUCGCUCCAUGGACGACAGCAGUGUCUCUCCACGAGGAACGUCGCCAAGCAGCUUCUCUAGACGAUGCAGCCUUACUAGAAGGCAUCGAGCACUUAGGCCGCACUGUCGAGAAGCAGAAGGAGCAGAAAUACGACACAUCGUCUGCACAUGGUGACAUCGCGGGGUGGCGACAGAUGGUGGGUGUAAAUCAGUAUUCGCCUGGUUUGCUCGGAGUGUUGAAAUUGCCCUGUCCAAGAAGGAGCUACCAGAUCGAGGCGAUUCAUAGUACAGAAGGCAGAGCAGUCUUGGCCGAUACAGACCGCACAGCAGUAGGCAAGACGAAGACCGAGGAUUUUGGCCACUGGGGAUGGCGUGGUGGUCGUUGUAGCCUAGUUUAUGCGCCAACGGUCGGAUGGGUAGGAACCACUGUAGCAGAAGAUGGUAAAGACGCACUGUUUGCGCCACAUUCAGUACAAGGGGAACAACCUUCCGGCGAAGCAGCUUUUGCAACACGUUGGUUCGAAGAAAAUGGUAACUUCCGUAGAUCCCAGGUCAAAUCCAAGUUGAAUAAGAUUGCUCUGAGUCGCGAGCCUAAGAUCCUAGCGCGUACGAAAAUGACGGUGCCUUCCAUCAAUGAACCGUCUACGAUCGCGAAAGAGGGUGGCUUUACCACGCAAAUCGACGGCUAUUAUCGCAACAACGUGGACAGUUUUAGCUUCCGAUUUUUGCCGUCUGGUGAGAAAAACCUGGCGUCGCAACUGGCACAAGAACCUCAGAUACUUGACCCUGAAUUAGCAAAAGAAGUUAAAGAAAGCGAGGAAGCGGAAGUUGCGGCUUUGAGGGGUGCAGUGGAGCAAGGGCUGUUGCAGCAAGGAGCGCAGGCAGCGUUGAAGCAUACAGAUGUGGCGGAAAUUGCAUUGCAAGGAGGAAGAAAAACAAGCGCAGCGUCGUCUACUGCCUCAGGAGAUGCUGCACUCUUCUCCGAACUCGUAGUACCCGACGUCGAUCUAGGAGACGACUUUGGGCCCUUUCUACAACAGCACCUACUAGCAGCCGUUGCCCAUAAAGAACGCUACCAGAAGAAAGUGGAGGAAGACGACAUUCAUUUUGACAAGAGCAGUACCUCCGGUGAAAAAACAACUCCUGCCGCUGCACCAAAAUCAUCCUCCGCUUACCAAGAAAAGCUUAGAGACCAGCAGUACUCAUCGCAUCUCUGCAAUCUAGGACCGAACUGCUACUUUCAGAAUGUUUGCUUUCAGCAAUUCGAAAACCAUUCGAUGUCGAAGCCUCUGCCUCCCGACGGGAGGAUGGCAGUGAAGAAACUGGCUUUGCAGGUGGAUUUAGCGUAUGCGAUGCCGAAAGAGGAGCAUGUGGCGCUGUCUAUUAUGCUGGGAGGUCGUGGUUUGGUGUUUUCAUGUUCUUCGUUUUUUGAUGUUAAUGGCUAGUGCCGGACAAAGUAAGAAGAUGGUCUGUCAAGUGAUUUUUGUACAACUUGCAAGUAGACGUAUAUUUGCAGGUAGACGUAUAAUUGCAGUUCCCUUCUGCUAUUACCUCUUCAUGCCCAUGCGGAACUCGAUCCAAGAACCUGUGCAAUCGUUGCCGAUGAUGGUAGGGCGAUUGUGGACUAGUGUGAAUUAUCCGGUGUUGGCGAUUCGGAAAGACGAGUGUGCGGAAUUGCGCGUCAACGUCUAUAGUAGUCCAGAAGGCGUAUUGCGGGAACCAUUAAAGGAGGAGACGGAUGAGGAAGCGAAAUUGCGAGAAAAAUUUGAAGAGUAUAAUCCUCUGGUUUUUUUUUGAUUUUUAUGAUGAGGAUGUCGUACUAGGGUUGCUUUGGUUCAUUGGAUUGUUUGUGACAUGUACCUGUGUGCAAGACUGGCGUUGUUCAACAAUCUCCAAUCCCCAUGCUUUCACUAACACUAUUCAAACCAGGUUGAACCCAGCCAACCGCGCCACGCAGACCGAGCUUCGCGUUCACGGCUCAGCCGAUUUUGGUGCUCUGUUGAAGAACGUGAAAGCUGCGCAGGUUCCUCUACUACCAGAAAACGAAGACUACCCUGAGGAGCGGUUUAUCUCUCGCUUCACACGUGGGCCAGAUGAGAUGGACAGGAUUUUCCUGCCAAGAUUAGAGGAUCGACAUCCAUUGUGGGACUUUGUCAGAAGUAGUGAGGCGACGAACAGUCUAGAGGAUCAAGAUCGGCAGUUGAUAUCCAAAGGCUGUGUGGAUGACCCAAUGGACGAACAGGGUAAAGAGAAGGACAAUCGCAUUCCGAUUGCGAUCAUUUUUGGUCGAUACAAAUGCUGCGCGCACAAUGUUGGGCAUGUGUUGCUAGACGAAGUGAUUUCGCUGUAUCGGUAUCUGGAAUAUUGGCAGUUCUUGGACCGAAAAAAGUACAAGGUGAUACUGUUUUUGGAGAAGCUGAAGAGCAGUGAAUACUUUUAUUUGGUCGCGGACAAGGUGUACACGUGGGAUGCGAUACCCAAAUUUGGGUGCUUCCGGCACUUGCUGAUUGGACAAGCGAGAUUGGGGUACUAAAAAGUUUAGAUUAUGGAGUAGAAAAAGCAUAGGGUCUAGACUCUUUCGCGUCGCUUGGUCGAUCACGGGGGCUGAGUACGUACCAACGACGCACGGCCGUAGACAACACGCAGGAGGACACUCGGCAGCGCGACGGCGUCGCCAUUUUCUCGCGCCUUUCGUCAAAGGAAGGCGCCACGCGACUGCAGGCCGAGCCCGCCGAGGGCGCAGCGGCCCAGCCGCGUGCUUCGGCCCUGCAGCCGUGCUUCCCUAGGCUGACUGCGUGCGGGGCAUGGCGUGGGACUGGACAAGCCCUCGCCUGGCAAAGGCCGCCCAGCCGCGCGUGCAUUCGUGAGGCCGUCGAAGGGCCGGGCCAGUUGUUGUAGCUGUCAACCAGCUGGGUGGCACUCAGGCUCACGAUGGGAGCCCCAGUGGAGCAGCACCCCUACCCCGCAAAGCGCAGGCGGAUGGCCCUCAGACAGGCAACCUGGAACCCCGGCGCGACUUCCAGCAGACUUCCAGGAGGCGUCUCGGCCAGACUUCCAGCAGGCUCCCAACGGCCAACCCAGAAGACCUCCAAGGGCCACCCACUGGAGACCAGGGCAGCCGUGCUGAUCUGCCGGCGCGUUCUGGCUGAAGGAAGACCCACCGAAAGGCGACCGACUUGUGCCGUGCAUGUCUACACUUGUGCGGCAAUAUCCGACCCCGCAAGCCGAUCUGCCCCCGCCCGGCCCCCGCGGUCCAGAAGCCUCGCGCCUGUGUGGCGGCGGCAAAACUGACAAGCCCGCAGCCAUCUCUGACACGCUCAGCCACGCCAAGCAUGGUCGUGCUCGUGGCCGUCGUUCUGCCGUGGCUUGAUGGUGCGGGGGCUCUUUCUGUGGGGCUCGUUGACAAGCAGGCCAGCGAAUGGCGUGCCUGAGUUACCUCAGCACCCGCUCGCCCCAGGUGGAGAGACUUCAACAUCAGGAGAAAGGCGGCCCCGCCUUGCGUCCAUUUUUGUAGCUGUGGCCGCGUGUCCCCUUGUGCCUUUUUUCUAGUUUUUUAUUGUGUUGGGGUGAGAUGAGACGCCGCCGACUCUGACGCAGCUCUGCGGCGUUGUCUUCGCUUUGUGUCACACUGAUGGCCCCACACUUCACAGACUUCCCAGAGAAAUUAAUCCGGCAGACCUCCACCGGGUGAAGCUAACCCAGGGGCGGCGAGGUCAAGCGCAGCGGCGUCCUAGCUGGCCGAGCUUGCCAAGCGUUCUGCGAAUACCAGGGGCGACGCUGAAGCGCAAGCGCAAGCUUUCGCUUUGGAUAAUGAAACGGCUGAGGAAUGGGCCCGAGCGUUUGCAGCUGCAGAAACUGAGCGCAAAAAGCCACCAAAGGAGCUCAGAGACAAACGCGGGCGCGAGGCGGGUGCCCUCUCUAAACCAAGGGCACACGCGGCAGCUUCAACGGCUGCAGCAAUCAGCCCCAGAAGCUACUGCUACGGGGGCUAUUCUAUAGUGGUAAAAGACUUCAGUGGUAAGAAUGGCUAUGCAUUUUUUCUCAACGCCACAUACAAUCCUCUCAGAUACUACAAUCCUUACGACUGGCAUAAGGGUAUGAAGGAUGCUUACGACAUCCUCGUCAGAGCGCCAAAGAGUUCACCCUUCAGCAUCAUGUUUGGCUUCCGAGAUUACGUCCUAAACAAAUAUGGCAUAGUGGAUUCCCCGAAGCUGAACUACUUCGCAGAAGCAGAUAGACGCGCUUUGGCUGUGGGUACUAGUGUUGGAGAUGUACUAGGAGUUAAGGCUACCCCCGCUGAACCAUCCUCAACGCCAUCGCUGGCUCUUUUUCUACUUGAAAAAGAAGCCAAGGAUGGACUCAACAGGGUCUAUGGUGCACGUCGGUGCUCUAACGUAGAUGGACGAGGAUCAUCACCAAGUGCUGGUGGGAGACAACAGCACCAGCAUCGCCGUUUGUACAACGUCACCAUCUUCCAAAAAGACGCCUGGAAAAGUGAGAAUUGUUGCGUUUUCGUCAAUGCGGAGGCGUUUAGGGACAUGUUGUUGGCCGACAAGUCCUUGCCUAUCAACGAGAUCCGACUGAUCAAUUGGGUCAGAAAAAGCAAUCUGUCGCCAACUCAGAUGUUCCUCAACGAAGAAGACAGAAUCGAAAACGAUACGACAUUGCUGGUUAUGGAGGAUCGGUUAGUGUCUACAACAAGUUGGUACCCUACUACACUAUCUGUAAUUUUUCGUACCCAUCACGACUUUACUCAAGUCACCGCCUCGGUUGUGUUCGUUGACCUUACCUAGGUCACCCAUCAUCCUCGGAGGCGAGCAUGUGCCCGUGGGGCUCGCUGAGAAGGAUCCACAACCUAACCUAACCUCUGCUUAUGCUACUUCCCUCGUCUUGUUCCUCUGUUCUCCCAUCUUAAGUACCUCUGCGCAUGCUACCUCCUCUUUCUCCCCAUGAUCGCUAAGCCUCUGGUCGACGCCGAAGGGUCUCGCAGACGUGCGCUCAAGGAAGGCGAAAAAGUACUCCCCUUCGACAAUGGCGAUCGCGUCCAAUGCCUUAAUUCCGAGUACAGUAUGCGAGAGCAAGUCGAACUCAUGGCUACCACUGACAUCCUCAUCUCCUUCUCUGGCGCAGACAUGAGUAACAUCAUGUUCUUGCCAGAAAGAGCAGCUGUGAUUAGCUUUAGCCGAUAUUUAGGGUGGAAGGGUGAUCCGAAGGAUACGACGAAACAGCCAGGAUGGAGAACAAGUUUUGAAUUGGCAAGUUGGGGAAGACAUAGACCGUACUUGAUUCGGAAGGAGUACGCUUUGGAAAUUUUCGGAAUGUACAACUGGGGACACGAAGAAAAUGCAAGACCGGUGUUUCUUUUAUGACUUCUUCAAGACGAGGUGGCCUGGGGUAUCUUUUUUUAACAAACGAUGUUGCUUGAGGGACUUUGGUUUGAUACUGUGCUCUCCGUCUGUCCAUGCUCUUUCGCAUCCUCUACUAGCGCAAAUGCUAGUUCCUUUCCUGGUCGAAAACUUUCCUCAACACCUCUAAUAUCCGUCCGUCCCCGCAAGGAGGGCGCCGCUCACGCACCUAAGAUCAACGAAGUUUCGAAGCGGUUUGCCCCGAUGCUGAACGAGACGUCCCACAGGAAUGCGCGUGAUGGCCGGAUGGUGAAAUUCCUCCACGUCUCCAAACUCCCGGAAAUUAGAGCCAUGAUGAAGAGUAUCCUAGUGGAAUUGGACCAGCUGUGGGACGUACAUCAGGAAUUGGACAUGCCGUUUAGGUAGACGAUCAUUUAGAUAGAUCAUAGAAUUAGGUACCUCAUGCUGUAGCAAAAGACAUUACUCUUGUUCCUAGUAUGUUCGCUCAGCGGAAAAUCUCUAGUAGGGUGCACGGGGCUGCUUUUAAGGGGGAGAAGCGCCACCCGCAACCGGGAGGGAAUGAAUGAAUGAUCUACUUAUGUAGUUUAGUACUAUGAGUUUAAAUAUGAAAGCCCGAGCAGAAGCGGUCCUCCUUGCGAGUUCAUCUUCGAGCUUCAAAGGGCGUGCUACUUUGUGCUCCUGGGCUCCUGUUUGCCUCAUUGUUCGCCUGUGAUGCACUACGUAGUUGGAGGUUGAGAAUAUAGUCUUAGUGUCACUCUGUUAGAGUAGAACCACCUAGUGCAGAACAUCCAAAAUCAAUAUCUACCAUUCAUCUGUUAGUAACGAACAAGAUGUGAAAAAUCAUAUGCGCAAAGAUGGAAUUGUCGGUAUUUUUUAUGUGCUUUAAAAGCACCAUCUUUUUUCCAAAUGAAACUCGUGGCACAUUUCUGUGCUGCCAAGAAAGAAGGACAACUCUCGUG